Drosophila montana is the source of this 1419-nucleotide messenger RNA. RefSeq names its product commissureless (gene comm). The coding region runs from base 208 to 1362 and encodes 384 amino acids. Lineage: Eukaryota; Metazoa; Arthropoda; Insecta; Diptera; Drosophilidae. The record is from RefSeq and is a predicted model, not a curated record. Gene Ontology annotation, biological process: axon guidance. The transcript is spliced from 2 exons.
GCCACAGCGAACGGACGCACUGCGCGGGCCAACUUUUAAAGCCAUAUCGAACUUCAAUUCGACCAAUGACUAUUUAUAGACUGCGUUUUGUUUACGUCUCGUGACGCGUGUGCGAACUACACAACAACAACAACAAGAAUAACAAACGCGAAUCAGUGUUUCAAGUGAUAAAAAAGAAAACAACAAAUAAAAGAAGAAUAUUCUCAAAUGUCGCUAACCAGCACUACUACGGAUUAUCCGCUGCCGGAGACAACGGUCAGCAGCGGGGAGCUGUACGCAGAAUACAUCUCCGCACCGGCGAGCAGCAUGAGUCCCGCCGCCAUCGCGGAGCACAUGCAGCAGAAUCAAAUCACAUUCGAGAUACCCACAGCGCACGAUCUGCGCCACAUUGACGCGCUGCACUCGUUCAACACGCUGCUGCAGCGGAUUGGCAAUGCGGCCGUUACCUAUGACUCGUCGCCGCCGGCCAGCAUCAGCACGGAGCAGCUGUCCAAUUCGGUGGUGCUGGAUCUGGCGGAUCUGCGCGAGCACAACGAUGCGGACGGCAAUUCCGUGUGGGAGCAAAUCUUUGGCGAUGCGGACAUGCAUGCCAUUGUCAACUAUCUGUGGAUUGGCGUGGUCACCUCGCUGGUGGUGCUUUCCCUGGUCUUCAUCAUGUUCAGCUGUUAUUUCUAUCGCAAGUUUCGGACAUGGAAAAAAUGCAACAAGGACAUACGCGCACAGAUUCAUGCCGCCGACGACUCCUACUCCUCGCAUGGCGCCAGUCAUCACCUGAUCAGCUGCCGAUUUCUGCAGCAGCCUGCCGGUGGCAGCUCUGCCGACAGUGCAACAGCCGGGGGCAAUGAAGCGGCCUUCUAUCAAAUUGAAUCGCCGCCCUGUUACACAAUUGCCACCGGGCUGCCCAGCUACGAUGAGGCGCUGCAUCAUCAGCCGCGUCAUUUUGCCUACGGCAUGAAGUUUGUGUAUCCCAGCCUGGCGGCUGUGCACCAUCAUCAUCAUCAUCACAAUCACAGUCACAAUAAUCAGCGUGCGUGCAUUAGCAACUGGGAGAAGGACGCAGUGCAGCAGUGCAGUUCGAAUAAGCUGCAAAAGUGCAAACUGUCAGCAACAGACGACCAGACGCAGACGCUGACACAGACACAGACGCAGGCACAGACGCAGGCACAGACACUGGCGCAGGCGGAGGACAAAGCCUCGCCAGCCAUUUGCAUUAACAUGCCGGAUGAGCUCGAGCAGCGGAAUGAGCUGGUGCAUCGAAAUGUGGCGUCCAGUGCAGCGUCGACAGCUGCGGCAGAAACUUUGCUGCCGGCGGCAGCUGUUGAUGAUGAUUGCGCCUCAUUGGUUGUUGUUGUUGCCGCGUGAUUGGCCACCAACUAAAGUGCGUUGGGGCAAGGGCCACGGCCAGGGUAAGGGGACAGG